CCUAGUGUUAUUGAACAGUUGGUGGGGCUGUAGCUGAUAAAGUAGGAUGGAAUAAAGCAGUACGGGUCUUUCUAGAUCUUAUCUAUAAAUGUUUUUUGAAGUUUCAAAUUUUUAUCAAUGGUUUACAGAAAAACAAUGCUCCCUUAUCUUCUAUUGGUGCUUUUAGCACACGCCAGAUGGGUAAGCACAGCAGAUCUAGCAAAUUGUUCACUGGUUAAAAACAUAUUCAUUUUAGCCGGGCAGAGCAACAUUUCCGGCCGAGGCGGCGUGAUUAAUCACUCUAACCGCCCUGGCGUGGCUAAUGAGACGUGGGAUGGUGUCAUCCCACGUGAAUGCGAGGCCAACCCAUCAAUCCUCCGACUCAGCGGAGGACUUACAUGGGUUGAGGCUCAAGAACCCCUUCACAAAGACAUAGAUGUGAACAACACUUGUGGGAUUGGUCCAGGGAUGCCAUUUGCCAAUACAGUUUUGAAGAGGGAUCCAAGUGUUGGAGUGAUUGGGUUGGUUCCUUGUGCCGUUGGAGGAACGAGUAUUACUGAAUGGGCUCCUGGGGGUUUCCUUUACAAACAGAUGAUAAGGAGGACAAAGGCGGCCACUCGAUGCGGCGGAAGGGUAAGGGCAUUGUUGUGGUACCAAGGUGAGAGUGAUACAAAGACACUUGAGGAUGCCAAAAUGUAUAAGCGCAGAUUGGAGAGCUUCUUCAAGCAUGUGCGCCAUGAUCUGCAAUUACCUACUCUCCCUGUGAUUCAGGUAACUCAUGGAAAGAUCUACUAUUGUUUAUUGAGAAUUCAUUCUAUAUGCAAAUUGUAGUUUGAGUUUACUAUCCUUUUUAGUACUUACUAAUUUCAUCAAUCUUUGUUCCUACACCACAUGAAAACUCAACCUGUGGCCUUGAACAUUUGCUCUGCUUUCCUU
Messenger RNA from Nicotiana attenuata, 915 nucleotides. RefSeq names its product probable carbohydrate esterase At4g34215. The transcript has a single exon. Bases 118 to 810 code for a protein of 230 amino acids. The record is from RefSeq and is a predicted model, not a curated record. Lineage: Eukaryota; Viridiplantae; Streptophyta; Magnoliopsida; Solanales; Solanaceae.